Molecule: messenger RNA, 222 nt
Organism: Cotesia congregata
Lineage: Eukaryota; Metazoa; Arthropoda; Insecta; Hymenoptera; Braconidae
Source: the annotation of a GenBank genome assembly
AUGAUACAAUUUAUUAGCCGAGAUAGUUCAAUAAAUGCACCACCGAGUUUUCGACCAGCUAAAAAGUAUUCAGAUAUAUCUGGAUUACAGGCAAAGUAUACAGAUCCACAAACAAAAUUGUACUAUGCGACUGCUGAAGAAUUUGCAACAGUACGAAGUUUACCAAUGGAUAUUACUGCUGGGUAUUUAGCACUAAGAGGAGCUUCUAGUAUAGUUGGUUAA